This is a messenger RNA of Osmerus eperlanus (European smelt), 2878 nucleotides long. It is a transcript of the gene mta1, whose product is annotated as metastasis associated 1. Gene Ontology annotation, molecular function: transcription coactivator activity; chromatin binding; sequence-specific DNA binding. NCBI's taxonomy places the organism in Eukaryota, Metazoa, Chordata, Actinopteri, Osmeriformes, Osmeridae. The record is from RefSeq and is a predicted model, not a curated record. Gene Ontology annotation, biological process: negative regulation of transcription by RNA polymerase II; double-strand break repair; response to ionizing radiation. The transcript has 18 exons. Gene Ontology annotation, cellular component: NuRD complex; nucleoplasm. Bases 271 to 2190 code for a protein of 639 amino acids.
CGGUCGUGCGCCGACUUCCAGGGGAAACCGCUUUGUUACGAACGGUGUCCAAAUUUUACGCGGGUUACCCAAGGCCGAGUCAAUUAAUACGACACGGCCACUGAAGCAGCUUUCGGAGAAAAAAAUAUGAGUACUGUCUCUUUAAGGUGUCUUGGCUAGUCCGCUUCGUAUUGAUCAAUCCACCAUUUUCCAACACACAGCGGCGGCAGUGGAAACAGCUACGGCGGCGAGAGAUACCCCUACCUGGAGACGCCAGGACCCGGGGCAGUCAUGGCAGCGAACAUGUACCGGGUUGGAGAUUAUGUGUACUUUGAGAACUCAUCCAGUAACCCACUGCUCAUCAGGAGAAUAGAGGAGCUCAACAAGACGGCCAAUGGGAACGUCGAGGCCAAAGUGGUGUGUUUCUUCCGACGCAGGGACAUCUCCAGUACACUCAUCGCCCUGGCGGACAAGCACGCCAGGGAGAUGGAGGAGGAGAUGGAGAAUCCUGAGAUCGUGGACCUGCCUGAGAAACAGAAACACCAGUUGAGACACAGAGAGCUGUUCCUCUCUCGCCAGCUAGAGUCUCUACCUGCAACUCACAUCAGGGGAAAGUGUUGCGUGACCCUGCUAAAUGAGACAGAGGCUCUGAAGUCGUACCUGGAUCGUGAGGAUGCGUUCUUCUACUCCCUGGUGUACGACCCCCAGCAGAAGACCCUGCUGGCGGACAAGGGGGAGAUCCGCGUGGGGAACAAGUACCAGGCUGACAUCACGGACCUGCUCCCUGAGGGGGAGGACGAUGGCAGGGAGCUGACCAAGCUGGAGGAGAGGGUAUGGGACCCCAGCAGUGUGCUCACAGAGAAACAGAUAGACCAGUUCCUGGUGGUGGCUCGGUCUGUUGGUACGUUUGCCAGAGCUCUAGACUGCAGUAGUUCUGUUCGACAGCCUAGUCUUCAUAUGAGUGCAGCUGCUGCCUCCAGAGACAUAACCUUGUUCCACGCCAUGGAUACACUCCACAAGACGGGCUAUGACAUGACGCGGGCCAUCGCGGCGCUGGUGCCGCAGGGGGGGCCUGUGCUCUGCCGGGACGAGAUGGAGGAGUGGAGCGCCUCCGAGGCCAACCUGUUCGAGGAGGCGCUGGAGAAGUACGGCAAAGACUUCACCGAUAUCCAGCAAGACUUUCUGCCCUGGAAAUCGCUGACCAGCAUCAUAGAGUACUACUACAUGUGGAAGACAACCGACAGAUAUGUACAGCAGAAACGGUUAAAAGCGGCGGAGGCAGAGAGCAAGCUGAAACAGGUCUACAUCCCCAACUAUAACAAGCCCAACCCCAACCAGCUCAGUGGCAGCAGUGUGAAGCCCGGCCUGGUGAACGGGGCUGCGCCCCCAGCUGCCGUACCGCCUGCAGCCCCCGCAGCCCCUGCAGCCCCCGCAGCCCCUGGAGCCCCUGCAGCCGUCCCCGGGGUCCCCGGACAGACGCCUGGCCUGGGCCGGGCCUGCGAGAGCUGCUACACCUCCAGCUCAUACCAGUGGUACUCGUGGGGCCCCCCCAACAUGCAGUGUCGCCUGUGCGCCUCCUGCUGGACCUACUGGAAGAAGUACGGAGGGCUGAAGAUGCCCACCAGACUGGACGGAGAGAGGCCCGGACCCAACCGCAACAACAUGAGCCCUCACGGUCUACCCAUGAGGCAUAGCGGCAGCCCCAAGUCAGCGGUGAAGACGCGGCAGGCGUUCUACCUCCAGACCACGGCGGUGACGCGCGCCGCCCGGCGGCUCUGCCAGGACAUCAUCCGGCCUCGCUUCCUGGCCCGCCACCCCUACCUGCCCCUCAACGCUGCCAUCGUCAAGGCUGAAUGUGCUCUGCGUUUGCCGGACAUGCCUAAGAAGGUUGUGCCUCUGAAGCCUGGGGUACGCAAGCCCCUGGAGACCGUGGUCAGGUACCUGGAGGCCCACCCGUGCCCCCCCAGACCGGAUCCCCCUCGUGGCCCCACCAUCUCCACAGGCAGCCUGACGCCCAUCAAGUCAUCCCCCAUCCUGAACAACGGCUCCCCCACUAUCCUGGGGAAACGCACCUACGAGCAGCACAACGGCCAGGAGGGUACCAAGCCCAAGACUAUGACCCCCCAGUGGGACAUCAUGGGCAAGCGUGUGGCCGAGCCGGGCCGGGCCUCCGGACCCCCCAUGCAGGACGAGGUGCAUGAGCUGGACUGAGACGGGAGGAGGCCGACCUUUGUCCUCCAGCAAGCGGGGUAAAUGAUAUGGGAAAGGUAUUUUUUCCAUGCGCAGAGAUGAUGGAAGCCGGGAGCGAUCACGGCAUCGUAACUGUCAAACGCCCUCUGUCUGCGGGAGCCUGUCACAUGGUCACAAGACCAACCAAUUGUAUUUGGGAACAGAGUUUGGCACCGGCCAAUUGAAUGGACGGAUCUAUCUGUACAGGACUGUGUUAAUUACUUACAUUUCUUGUAUUGACUGUCAUUGUAAUUAUUAUUAUUGUUGUUAUCAUUUCAUUUUUUACCAACUAUAACUCUGAGCUCAUCGGUUAAUUGUUGAUAAAACAAUGGAACUUUGGGGGGGGGGGGGGGGGGGGGGGUUGAAGCUACGUGAAUACUGCUUGCUGACCCUGUGGAAAGGGCAGAUUGUACUAUAAGCCACUUGCAUCAUUUUUUUUAACAAGUUAAGUGUACAAGGAGAUGAACUUUUGAUUUCAAUGAUAUGAGUUAAAAAGUCAUCGGUUUGUGUUCUGCGAUUUUGAAGGCUUCAGAGGGUUCUUCUGUUUUGUGAGCCGUCUAACUCUUUGGUCAGAGAGGUUUAACUUAUUGAGAAAGACAUGCUGUUUUUUCUACCUUUUUCACAAGUAAUGCAUCUAUGCUUCAAUGAUGUAAUUAAAAAAAUAAUUGAU